GUAGGUGAAUGAGUUGAGCAGUGUGGCAGUAAAAAAAAUAGUGUUUUGUAACUCACUGUCUGUCGGAGAAACGGUUCCCCAUCUGCCAGCGCCCAUGGACGACGCCCAGGAACAACACAACCACAUUAGGAACAAGUAAUUUGACGGGUGAGCCUUUGUUCCCUAGCUUCAUCCUGGUGGAGCGAUCACCUAUGAUGGAACGGGCGAUGGAACAGCUCAACGUACAGCUCAACCGGCUGACCCGUUCCCUCCGCCGGGCCAGGACCGUGGAACUCCCAGAAGACAAUGAGACUGCAGUGUACACACUCAUGCCAAUGGUCAUGGCUGACCAGCACAGGUCAGUGUCAGAGUUGCUGCUCAACUCCAAGUUUGAUGUGAACUACGCCUUUGGACGGGUGAAGAGAAGUUUGUUGCACAUUGCUGCCAACUGUGGAUCAGUGGAGUGUCUCGUUCUGCUACUAAAGAGGGGAGCCAACCCAAACUACCAGGACAUCUCAGGCUGUACCCCUCUGCACCUUGCUGCUAGGAAUGGACAGAAGAAGUGCAUGGGCAAACUAUUGGAAUAUAAUGCUGAUGUCAACAUCUGCAACAAUGAGGGACUGACUGCUAUCCACUGGCUGGCAGUGAACGGGCGGACGGAGCUCCUCCAUGAUCUGGUCCAGCAUGUUUCCAAUGUGGAUGUGGAGGAUGCCAUGGGACAGACAGCUCUACAUGUAGCCUGUCAGAAUGGACACAAAACUACGGUGUUGUGUCUUCUGGACAGCGGAGCUGACAUCAACCGGCCAAACGUCUCUGGAGCCACGCCUCUUUACUUUGCUUGCAGCCAUGGCCAAAGAGACACGGCACAGAUCCUGCUCUCUCGAGGUGCCAAAUACCUUGCUGACAAGAAUGGAAUCACUCCUCUGGAUCUCUGUGUGCAGGGUGGAUAUGGAGAGACCUGUGAAAUUCUCAUCCAGCACCACAGCCGACUGUUCCAGACCCUGAUCCAGAUGACACAGAAUGAUGAGAUUAAGGAAAACAUGCUCAGGCAGGUUUUGGAGCAUGUCUCUCAGCAGAGUGACAGUCAUUACCAGAGGAUCUUGACCAGUCUUGCUGAAGUGGCUACCACCAAUGGGCACAAGCUUCUCAGCCUGUCCAGCAGUUAUGAAGCUCAAAUGAAGAGUCUGCUGAGAAUUGUUCGUAUUUUCUGUCAUGUUUUCCGCCUUGGGCCUUCAACACCGAACAAUGGCAACGACAUGGGCUACAAUGGGAACAAGACGCCUCGCAGCCAGGUCUUUAAGCCAUUGGAGUUGCUAUGGCACUCUCUGGAUGAGUGGCUCGUGCUUAUCUCCACAGAGCUGGACAGGAACAGGAAGAACCCCUCUUCCUCCUCCUCCAGCAGCGAGAUAGCCUCUCUGCUUCUCAAACAACGGGAGGUUGACCAUUCUGGCUCCACACCAAAGCUUCCCUCCUUGCUGGACCCUCAGAUCGUCAUGGAAACGGAAGUGUACGCCGACGGGGAAGACGUCAUCUCCAUGACAGCCAAUCGGCUCAGUGCUGUGAUCCAGGCCUUCUAUAUGUGCUGCUCCUGUCAGAUGCCACAAGGAAUGACAUCCCCUCGCUUCAUUGAGUUUGUCUGCAACCACGACAAUGUGCUCAAGUGUUUUGUAACCAGGAAUCCAAAGAUCAUCUUUAACCACUUCCACUUCCUCCUGGAGUGUCCUGAGUUAAUGUCUCGCUUCAUGCAUAUUAUUAAGGGCCAGCCCUUUAAGGAUCGCUGUGAGUGGUUCUAUGAGCAUCUGCUGGCUGGCCAGCCAGACUCAGACAUGGUUCAUCGUCCAGUCAACGAGAACGACAUCCUCCUCAUCCACAGAGACUCCAUAUUCAGGAGUAGCUGUGAGAUGGUGUCCAAGUCCACCAACGAGAAACUCAAACAGGGUAUUGCUGUUCGCUUCCAUGGCGAGGAGGGGAUGGGUCAGGGUGUGGUUCGGGAGUGGUUUGAUAUCCUGUCCAAUGAGAUCAUCAACCCAGACUAUGCUCUGUUCACUCAGUCAGCUGAUGGUACCACUUUUCAGCCCAACAGUAACUCCUCAGUGAAUCCGGACCAUCUGAACUACUUCCGGUUUGCAGGUCAGAUCCUGGGUUUGGCUCUGUACCACCGACAGCUGGUGAACAUCUACUUUACCCGAUCCUUCUACAAACACAUACUGGGUAUCCCAGUGAACUACCAGGAUGUGUCAUCCAUCGAUCCAGAGUAUGCUAAGAACCUCCAGUGGAUCCUGGACAACGACAUCAGUGAUCUGGGUCUGGAGCUCACCUUCUCUGUAGAGACAGAUGUGUUUGGGGCGAUGGAGGAAGUACCACUCAAACCCGGAGGGACCAGCAUCCUGGUCACCCAGGGCAACAAGGCCGAGUACGUACAGCUGGUAACGGAGCUGAGGAUGACACGAGCCAUCCAGCCUCAGAUAAACGCCUUCCUACAAGGAUUCCACACUUUCAUCCCCCCCUCACUCAUCCAGCUUUUCGAUGAGUAUGAAUUGGAGCUCCUGCUGUCAGGGAUGCCAGAGAUCGAUGUGCAGGAUUGGUGCAGGAACACUGAGUACACCAGUGGCUAUGACCCUCAGGAGCCAGUCAUCCAGUGGUUCUGGGAGGUGGUGAAGAGCCUGACCCAGGAGGAACGGGUUCUUUUGCUUCAGUUUGUCACAGGAAGUUCCAGGGUUCCUCAUGGUGGCUUUGCUUACCUGAUGGGUGGCAGCGGUUUACAAAAGUUCACUGUCGCUGCAGUGCCAUACACCUCCAACCUACUGCCUACCUCUAGUACCUGUAUCAACAUGCUGAAACUACCUGAAUACCCAAGUCAGGAGAUCCUGAGAGACCGGCUGCUGGUAGCUUUACAUUGUGGGAGCUACGGGUACACCAUGGCAUAAAAUAUAAUCCUGCUACUGUGAGGGUCUGCAGACUCAUGGAACACUCCCUCCUCCACAGACAAUUUUGUAGUCAGGCACUGCUUCAGACAAAAAGGAAAUCCAGAUUCUUAUUAAUGACCUGCUAUAGUGGCAGAACAGACUUAACUGAGGUUCUGGGUCUCCACUCUGUGUUAGAACUUCUAUUUUUUUUUUAUUGAAGCUGGUGUCUGGUAAUUUAUGCAAAUCAUUAAAUUUGACUAUUUUCAUGCAUACAUUUUUUUAAGCAAAAAAAAAAAACAACCCAAAAAACCCUCUAAUUUAAAACACACGGGAUAAUAAUCACAAUAAAAACAUUCAUGCAAGCUUACUGAAUGUCAAAUAUUUAUUCUGUUUAAGCAGAUAUCUAAUCAAUCAAAGUGCAUCAUAUUCUUAUCACACGUUUCACGGUGCAGAUUUCUUUAAAGGGCCCACAUCAGGCCGACGUACCAGCACAAUGGUAAAAUCGAACAAUUUAGUUUUUGCCUCAAUUUUAGGUUUGAAAUUUUCAUUUUCAUUUUAACAGCCAAAUUUAACAGUACUU
Seriola dumerili (greater amberjack) is the source of this 3465-nucleotide messenger RNA. It is a transcript of the gene hace1, whose product is annotated as HECT domain and ankyrin repeat containing E3 ubiquitin protein ligase 1. The record is from RefSeq and is a predicted model, not a curated record. Gene Ontology annotation, cellular component: nucleus. Gene Ontology annotation, molecular function: ubiquitin-protein transferase activity; protein binding. The coding region runs from base 192 to 2906 and encodes 904 amino acids. Lineage: Eukaryota; Metazoa; Chordata; Actinopteri; Carangiformes; Carangidae. Gene Ontology annotation, biological process: proteasome-mediated ubiquitin-dependent protein catabolic process; positive regulation of protein catabolic process; protein polyubiquitination. The transcript is spliced from 24 exons.